AUGCAGGGCCUUGCGGGAUUAUCCGUUUGGGACCUUCCGUUUCCAGUCCGGACUUGUGCUGAGCGUGUCCCCAGUCCGACUGUAACCCUGAAUGACUUCAAUUAUCGAUAUUACAACCAUGAUUGCCAGAAAUCCCGGCUCGGAGAAUGGGUUCCGUACCGGAGAUUAGAAGCACUUUCAUCUACGUUUCAGUCAGCGCUUAGUCUGAAGAUCCGUAAUGUGAGAGACCACACUCGGAGCACAGUCCACCUCUACCAUCAAAAGAUGGAUGAAAUGAAGGAGGCAAAGGCGGAGAGCUAUUUCCAAUACUCCGGGGGGGCAACGGAUCCAUUAAAACAAGAGGAUGAGGAUGUCCUUGGGGCAAGAACAUUCAUGAAGCUUGAUACUGCAGAACAUGUAAGAAGACAGUUACAAAAAAUAGGCGAAGAAAGAACCACAGGUGUCGCCAUUUGUAUUUUUGAGGAACGAGCAGGAUUCUUCCAGGUCGGUGUCAUCAUCGAUUCGCCCCUCUUGGCUCGGGAUCCAAUGCAGAGGAUACUGUGGAUUAAGCAUGCAGAGCGCAGUGACGAUCUUCAUGCAAGACAGAGAGACUUUGUUACCACCAUCUUUCUGCUCAAAGCCAGCAACGAUGCGACGAUGAGCAGAUUUGUAAGUCAUGACGUACACGACCCUCGUUUGAGCUUCUCGUAG
This is a messenger RNA of Desarmillaria tabescens, 690 nucleotides long. RefSeq lists its product as uncharacterized. The record is from RefSeq and is a predicted model, not a curated record. The transcript is spliced from 6 exons. The coding region runs from base 1 to 690 and encodes 229 amino acids. NCBI's taxonomy places the organism in Eukaryota, Fungi, Basidiomycota, Agaricomycetes, Agaricales, Physalacriaceae.